AUGGCGGCCCUCAGAAGCCCCGUGUCCCUGUGCGGUCUCAUGACAGUUUCUCGGGGCACGAAGCGGGUCUAUUUCCGGGCCCGAACGCAGUCCCGGCCUGGUGCCCUGCUCCAGCCGCUGCCCAGGUCCUUCGUGGUGGUGUUGCCACGCCGUCAGCUCGGCUCUGAGGCCGCAGAAUCUGGUAGCUCCGUGAUCAAGAAACCUACAUUUAUGGAUGAGGAAGUCCAAAGCAUACUCACCAAGAUGACAGGCUUGAACUUGCAGAAGACUUUUAAGCCAGCUAUACAAGACCUGAAGCCACCAACCUAUAAGCUAAUGACUCAGGCACAGUUGGAAGAGGCUAUGAGACAGGCAGUUGAGGCAGCUAAAGUACGAUUAAAAAUGCCACCGGUUCUGGAAGAGCGAGUCCCAAUAAAUGACGUGUUAGCUGAAGAUAAAAUUUUGGAAGGAACAGAAACAGCCAAAUAUGUGUUUACUGAUAUAUCUUAUAGCAUACCACACCGGGAGCGUUUUAUUGUUGUCAGAGAACCAAGUGGCACACUACGCAAAGCAUCUUGGGAAGAACGGGACCGGAUGAUACAAAUUUAUUUCCCAAAAGAAGGUCGUAGAGUUUUGCUGCCAGUAAUUUUCAAGGAAGAAAAUCUUAGGACUAUGUAUAGUCAGGACCGACAUGCUGAUGUUCUCAAUCUCUGUGUUGCCCAGUUUGAGCCAGAUUCUACUGAGUAUAUCAAGGUUCAUCAUCAGACCUAUGAAGAUAUAGAUAAACACGGAAAGUAUGACCUGUUACGUUCAACAAGACACUUUGGUGGAAUGGCUUGGUAUUUUAUAAAUAAGAAGAAGAUAGAUGGUUUGCUGAUUGACCAGAUUCAGAGGGAUUUAAUUGAGGAUGCCACCAGCUUGGUCCAGCUAUACCACAGACUCCAUCCAGACGGCCAGUCAGCUCGAGAGGCCAAAGAUCAGGCUGCUGAUGGAGUAAAUUUAAUUAAGAGUGAAGUUUGGUGAUGACGAGCCCAACUGCCACACCUUCAGAGAGCAACAGCAUCUGCCAGUCAGUACAGGGCCGCACUUUUCAGAAAACAAAUCUACCAUAUUUCUGGCAUUAUAUAAAUUGCCAAAACCCAGGAGAGAAAAGCUAUUAAAUAUUCAUUUUCACUUG
Carlito syrichta (Philippine tarsier) is the source of this 1156-nucleotide messenger RNA. It is a transcript of the gene MRPS22, whose product is annotated as mitochondrial ribosomal protein S22. Bases 1 to 1002 code for a protein of 333 amino acids. The transcript is spliced from 8 exons. Gene Ontology annotation, molecular function: structural constituent of ribosome. Lineage: Eukaryota; Metazoa; Chordata; Mammalia; Primates; Tarsiidae. Gene Ontology annotation, cellular component: mitochondrial small ribosomal subunit. The record is from RefSeq and is a predicted model, not a curated record.